Messenger RNA from Phialemonium atrogriseum, 1139 nucleotides. RefSeq lists its product as uncharacterized. The record is from RefSeq and is a predicted model, not a curated record. NCBI's taxonomy places the organism in Eukaryota, Fungi, Ascomycota, Sordariomycetes, Cephalothecales, Cephalothecaceae. The transcript has 2 exons. Bases 292 to 933 code for a protein of 213 amino acids.
GUUCAUCCAGUACUUCGUGACUAUGCGUGUGACAAGCGGAGUAUUCCGGCCAGUGUUCGGAAUGGUCGAGGAGGACACCAUCAUCUUGAUAUCUCUGCCGGUUAUUCGCGUCUUCCUCUGGCCCCUUGUCAUGUCACACUCACGGCAUCCGGGUGGGAUUAUGAGAAAUUCAUGAGCUGGGCAGACGGGGAGUUGGGAGGCAAGGAAUUCCGACAACAAGCGAUGUUGUAGAAUGCCAGGCAGGGAGGAGUGCUCUGGAAGUUGCAGGAAACAAGACUGGAAAGGGUCCCCAUGUCUUCAAGUCGCAUAGCAGCCAUAGCUCAUCGUGCAGCGCCCCUCUUCACAGCUAGAAGCUUGGUAGUUCAAUCACUAGCAGGAUGGUUGGCUGUCUAUGUCUGCGUGAAGGUUACCGUUCAGACACGUUAUUUCCACCCCGGCCGAAAGGGAUUCGCCAUCACCAAGGCCCGGAAUAAGUAUCCUCGCCUAGGCCGUAGAAUGUGUUCAACUCUCUCUCUCUCUAGCGUCUCGGGCAGGAACGACAGCAAAAGUAGAAAAACUAAGCUAAGCUUCAUUACAAUCGGGACACUAACUAGGCCGAAAACAAUGGAUCGUCAGCAAAUCGCACCACAGAACAGCCAAGUCGCUCCCCGGCGGAUCAGAUGCCUACCAAUGCCACCGGGGGAGCGGGCUCAAUAUAGCUCGAAUUUACCGGCUAUCGAGCCGGCGGCCCAGUUCUACCAAAUGGUGCCCCUCCGGUUCAACCAAGGCGCACCUCCCAAGCCACCAUACAGCAUCGAAUAUCAUGCGGGCUUGCGACAGGGCCAUUUGAAUAUCGAGGAUCGAGUGCUCCCUGCUCCGUAUACCGACCCGCGAGCAGCCGACCGAGGCCGGGGGCGGGGUGGGGGGGUAUUUCCACUGUCAGAGGCGGUUUAGAUCUGCCAGUUCAGAGUUGCGCAACAGGCUUGGCGCAUCGUCGCAAUUGCUGACCGAUCUCCGGAAGGGGCAUAAGCAGAAUCAUCGAGCAUGGUGUCGCGGUCAAAGUCCCAGUUCAGUGUGUAUAGUUGCGUUUUGGUCGCACUCCGAGUCAGAAUGAAUAGGAAUCCCACGCAGUUGAUACAUGGAUUGCGUCCCCCUGAUGA